Messenger RNA from Hyposmocoma kahamanoa, 2658 nucleotides. It is a transcript of the gene Fmr1, whose product is annotated as fragile X mental retardation syndrome-related protein 1 homolog B. The coding region runs from base 30 to 1637 and encodes 535 amino acids. The record is from RefSeq and is a predicted model, not a curated record. Gene Ontology annotation, molecular function: protein homodimerization activity; mRNA 3'-UTR binding; translation regulator activity. The transcript is spliced from 12 exons. Gene Ontology annotation, cellular component: neuronal ribonucleoprotein granule; membrane; neuronal cell body. Lineage: Eukaryota; Metazoa; Arthropoda; Insecta; Lepidoptera; Cosmopterigidae. Gene Ontology annotation, biological process: central nervous system development; regulation of modification of synaptic structure; regulation of dendrite morphogenesis.
AACGCCAAAAAAUACGCUUUCAAACCAAAAUGGAGGAUUUGUCGGUCGAGGUGUACGGUGAAAAUGGUGCUUAUUAUAAGGCCAUUGUCACCGACGUGCUCGACAACGAGGUUCUCGUAGCCUUUGAAAAUGACUGGCAGCCAGAAUCAAAAUUUCCCUUUUCGCAAGUGUUUCUACCGCCGAAAGACACCGGCAAGCAUACAGAGUUUGUGGAAAGCCAAGAAGUUGAGGUGUUCGCGAGAUCGAAUGAAAAGGAGGCAUGUGGGUGGUGGACGGCAAAUAUCAAGAUGAUGAGGGGUGAUUUCCUGGUCAUAGAAUACUUAGAAUGGGACAACUGCUACACAGAGAUAGUGCCAAAAGACCGCCUACGAGUAAAAACGCCCAAGACGCCUAUCGAUAAAACCACCUUCCACAAGUUUGAAAUCUCUGUACCAGAUGAUCUCAAGGACUACCUGCACGACAUGCACAGCGCCAAGGUGGAGAACGCGCACAAGGAGUUCCAGAAGGCCAUCGGCGCGGCGCUGGUGUGGUACGUGCCCGAGCGCGGCGCGCUGGCCGUCAUCUCGCGCUCGGACUCCUCGCAGCGCCGCGCCGCCAUGCUGCAGGAGAUGCACUUUAGGAACCUUACUCAAAAGCUGUUAUUAUUGAAAAAGACUGAAGAAGCAGCUAGACAAUUGGAGUCCACUAAAAUUCACAAUCAAGGAGGGUACACGGACGAGUUCAACGUGCGCGAGGACCUGAUGGGGCUGGCCAUCGGCACGCACGGCGCCAACAUCCAGCAGGCGCGCAAGGUGCCCGGCGUCACCAACAUCGAGCUGGAGGAGCUCUCCUGCACCUUCAAGAUCUGCGGCGAGACGGUGGAGGCCGUGCGGUCCGCGCGGUCGCUGCUGGAGUACGCCGAGGAGUCCAUCAAGGUGCCGCGCGCGCUCGUGGGCAAGGUCAUCGGCAAGAACGGCAAGGUCAUCCAGGAGAUCGUGGACAAGAGCGGCGUCGUGCGCGUGAAGGUGGAGGGCGACAACGAGCCGGCGCCGUCGGCGCCGCGCGAGGAGGGCAUGGUGCCGUUCGUGUUCGUGGGCACGCGCGAGAACAUCGCCAACGCCAAGGUGCUGGUGGAGUACCACGUGGCGCACCUCAAGGAGGUGGAGCAGCUGCGCGCCGAGAAGCUGGAGAUCGACCAGCAGCUGCGCGUGGUGAUGGGCGGCAGCGGCGCCUCGUACCCGCCGCCGCGCGGCCAGCCGGCGCAGCGCGCGCGCCGCCCGCGGCCGCCGCCCAAGAGCGGGCGGCGGCGCGACCCCCGCGACCCGCGCGACCCCCGCGACCCCCGCGAGGGCCGCGAGCGCGGCCCGCGGCGGCAGACCGACGACGAGAGCUCCGUGCUCGACAGCCAGGACGUGUCCAGCGCCGAUAGAGAGUCGUUGUCGUCGGAAGAGGGCCUCGGCGCCGGGGAGGCCGGGGAGGCCUCGGGCGCCCGCCGCCGCCGCCGCCGGAGGCCAGGCGGCGGGUGGAAGAACGGCGUGGCGGGCGCGGGCGCGGCGGGCGCGGCGGGCGAGGGCCCCGAGCGCGGCGCGCGGCCGCCCAAGCGCCAGGCGCCGCUGGCCAAGGCCAAGGCCGAGCCGCUGCUCAACGGCACCGCGUAGGCGCGCCGCGCCGGGCUGGGCCCCGGCGGGCCAAUCGGCGAUCCGUAACGUAUCCGGGCCCCGGCCGCCCCGGGCGCCGCCUCGGCGAAUCUCUUCGGCGCCCCGCGCGGCCCGAGCGGCCCGGGCCCUAGACUUACUCGUAUUAUGCUUUUCUAAGAGAUUCGCGAUUUGUAUUCCCGAUUACUCGAUUGUAUGAAAAAUUCAAGAUGUGUACGUCGCUCCCCGGACGAUUCCGCCGACCGCGGCCUUUCGGCACCUUUAUGGGAGAUCGGACAUACGGUACGUACGUGUGUCGUAGCCUGUACUCUGUGAACAUGUGAUUUCCUAUAAAAAUAAACAUUUCUGUACAUAUUUUCAAUCGUAUUUUUAUUUGUACAAAUAUUCCACCGAGGGCCGCUUCCGGCACGUUGCAGUUUAUAUAAAAAUAGUAUACGACUAGUGGAAUGUUUACGAUCUGACUGGACCGGCCGACGCUCGACUCGAAAGGUUCCCUCGGUCGGGUGGGAGAGGAGAGGCGAGGGUCACAUUUAUUGGUGUGAAUUUUUUAAAUUCUAAACGUGAUGAUACAUAUUACGAGUACAUAAAGUACAUAUUUACAUAAGAACUAACGCUAGGAUCAGUCAUUAUAACUGCGUGUGAUAUGCAUUAUUGCCGGGAUAUCACGAAGUAUAUAUACAAGAGUAUAGAUAUGCUUUCAGAUAAAUACAAUGUUUUUACAAAUCUUAAGAAAUUACUGAUAAAUGGCGUAUUCCCGUUGGUCCCCCCCGGACUGAGCAAUCUUGCUUUUUUUUAGUGAAUUUUUCUGUCGUACUAAUAACUAAACAUACAAAAUUGAUUUUUACUCCGUUCACCUUUAAACUAUCCAGGGGUACAAGGGGAAAUACGCCGAAUGAACUCGUCAAAACGGAAACAAGGGCUUACACGUAAAACACGACUGGCGAGCAUAGUUCGGAAUUGGCAAAGUAUAUAUACCUAAACCUGAAGUAACACAUUGAGUGAACAACCUCCUAAAAAUGUUGAC